Messenger RNA from Hyphopichia burtonii NRRL Y-1933, 1137 nucleotides. RefSeq names its product Tlg2p (gene TLG2). The coding region runs from base 1 to 1137 and encodes 378 amino acids. Gene Ontology annotation, biological process: vesicle-mediated transport; intracellular protein transport; vesicle fusion. The record is from RefSeq and is a predicted model, not a curated record. Lineage: Eukaryota; Fungi; Ascomycota; Pichiomycetes; Serinales; Debaryomycetaceae. Gene Ontology annotation, cellular component: membrane; endomembrane system; SNARE complex. Gene Ontology annotation, molecular function: SNARE binding; SNAP receptor activity. The transcript has a single exon.
AUGUUUAGAGACAGAACUAACUUAUUCCUUUCGUAUCGUCGAACGACGUCUCGUAACAAUCCUAUUACCAGUGGAGCAAGGUUUGAUGCUUUAGUUGAGGAGGAGGAAGGAUUGAUUGGACAUCGAAAAUCUAAUCAGCGAAGUAAUAAAGGAGGUUACCAUGACGAUCAAACAAAUGAGAUAGAAAUGAAACCAAUGGCACCGUCAAUAUUUGAUAUAUCCAAUGAAUUAGAUGAACAUUUGAAUAUAAUCAAAAGUAAAACCAAUGAAUUAGGAACCUUAUAUAAGAAAUUAUUGAUAACGACUCAAAGUGAAAAGUCCAAGUUAGAAAAUAAGUUAGAAGAUUUAAACUAUUUGAUAACUAAGAAAUUCGAAGCUUGCUAUGUAUUAAUUAAAAAAUUUGAGUUUUUACAAAAAAAUCAUAAAAGAUUACAGCUUGAAUACAAUACAAACGAAUUAUCAAUAAUUGAAAAUUUCAAGAAAAACUAUGCUUUAAAAAUUCAAGAAAAGUCAUUAAUAUUUAGGAAUUUACAAAAUAAUUAUAUCAAGUUCUUGAGAGACGAAGAAGAUGAAUCUGAUUCUUUAUUACCUUCCAAUAGACAAUCAACUUCAACGCCCCCUCCUUCUUAUGACUAUAGUCAAGAAGAAGAAGAGCUGAAGAACAUUGAAAAUUAUUCGAAACAAGUUUUACGACAAAGUCAAUUGCAAUUACAACAAAAUCCAAAUAGUCAAUUCUUAGAAAGCCGAGAACGUGAAAUUUCCAAAAUUGCAAUGGGUAUAUUGGAAAUUUCAACAAUUUUUAAAGAAAUGGACUCUUUGAUUAUCGAUCAAGGUAGUGUUUUAGAUAGAAUUGAUUUUAAUCUAAGUAAUACAGUACAAGAAUUGAAGUCAUCUGAUCGUGAAUUGGUGAAAGCAAAAGGAUAUCAAAAGAGAACAACCAGAUGUAAAAUUAUUUUUUUGUUAAGUUUAGUUGUUUUCGUUUUAUUCAUGCUAUUCUUAGUUAAACCUCAAGGUACUACAAAAUAUAUUGAAAAACCAUCAAGUGACCAUAAUGAUAAUGACAAGACAAACUCGGGUGCUUCACUGGAUCAUGCUCCCGAGAGACCAUCGAUCGAAAAUGCAGAAUCUAAUAAUUAA